CGCGUAACUUUAGGACAGGCGUUAUAUAAAGGACGAUCUCUGUCCUCCUUGUCUCUUCAGAAAACGCUUCUUCAUUGCCUCAUUAUUACCAAAUCAUUCACAAGCGUUUCUCUCAAAUUAGGCUUUUCUCUUUUUAUCUCUUCGAUAUCGUCUCAAGAGUUUUUAUUGUUCAAAGUCUUUCGGUUUCCUGAAUCAUCUUGAUCUGGUUUUUGAGGGUUUCGUUUGAUAUCUGGAAAGGAGGGAUUUUGCAAUUCGUGAUCUUUAUCUUAACUCAUAUAAUAUAUAACGCGUGAAUGAGCUUAUGAUGGAAUCGAAAGGUGGUAAUAAAAAGUCGUCGUCUAGUAGUUCCUUAUUUUACGAAGCUCCCCUCGGUUACAGCAUUGAAGACGUUCGCCCCAACGGUGGAAUCAAGAAAUUCAAAUCUUCUGUCUACUCCAACUGCGCUAAGAGGCCAUCCUGAGUUGUAGCGUGCACCGAGUCUCCUAAUAUUAGUUAUCGCUUUUCCUUAUUUUUCCAGUUUACAAUUUUACUUUCUUCUAAGCUCCGUUUCUGCUUGGUUCCCCAAACCAAUCGUUCUCUCCUCCUACAAUGGCCUUAUCCGCAAUCGGCUUCGAAGGCUACGAGAAGCGCCUCGAGGUCUCUUUCCUCGAGCCAAGCAUCUUCCAAGAUACCAAGGGACUUGGUCUCCGUGCUCUGACCAGGUCCCAGCUUGACCAAAUACUCACUCCCGCUGCCUGCGAGAUCGUUUCCUCUCUCUCCAACGAUCAUUUGGACUCUUACGUCCUCUCUGAGUCAAGCUUCUUUGUCUACCCUUACAAAGUCAUCAUCAAGACUUGCGGCACCACCAAGCUCCUCCUCUCCAUCCCGCCGCUUCUCAAGCUCGCCGGUGAGCUCUCUCUGAGUGUGAAAUCUGUUAAGUACACUCGCGGCUCCUUCCUCUGCCCCGAGGGGCAGCCUUUUCCUCACAGAAGCUUCUCUGAAGAAGUCUCUGUUCUCGAUGGUCACUUUACUAAGCUCGGCUUGAACAGCGUCGCCUACUUGAUGGGUAACGAUGACGAGACUAAGAAAUGGCAUGUCUACGCUGCCUCCUCUUCCCAGUCCUCUAGCAACAAUAAUGUUUACACGCUUGAGAUGUGCAUGACUGGUCUAGACAGGGAGAAAGCCUCUGUCUUCUACAAGAACGGCGAGACGGGAACAAUGACUGACAACUCUGGAAUCAGAAAGAUCCUCCCUAAGUCCCAUAUCUGCGACUUUGAGUUCGAGCCGUGUGGCUACUCUAUGAACUCCAUCGAAGGAGAUGCGAUCUCCACUAUCCACGUGACCCCUGAGGAUGGGUUCAGCUACGCUAGCUUUGAAGCUGUGGGUUAUGACUUCAACACUAUGGACCUGAGCCAGCUUGUUACGAGGGUUCUCUCUUGCUUCGAGCCGAAGCAAUUCUCUGUGGCGGUGCACUCGAGCGUUGGGGUGAACGCGUACAAGCCUGAGAUCAGUGUGGACUUGGAAGAUUAUGGAUGCAGAGAGAGGACGUUUGAGUCUUUGGGGGAAGAGAGUGGGACGGUGAUGUAUCAGACGUUUGAGAAGCUAGGCAAGUACUGUGGGUCGCCUAGGUCUACGUUGAAGUGUGAGUGGAGCAGCAACAAUAGUAGUUGCAGCAGCGAGGACGAGAAGGACGAGGGUAUCUAGCAGAACUUUUAUUAUCCAAAACUACUUUUGAGCUUUUCUGUUUUUGCUUCUUAAUAUAAUAUGAAUAAGGUCUUGAGAAGUAGAGGUAAUCUCCUUGUCAAGCAAGUGUGUUUGUGUUUAUCGUGCUUUGUAUGAAUUUGGUUUUUAUAAUAUAUGGGAGACUAUUAUUAUGCUA
This is a messenger RNA of Brassica napus (rape), 1858 nucleotides long. Its product is annotated as S-adenosylmethionine decarboxylase proenzyme 3. Bases 589 to 1683 code for a protein of 364 amino acids. Gene Ontology annotation, biological process: spermine biosynthetic process; spermidine biosynthetic process. The transcript is spliced from 4 exons. The record is from RefSeq and is a predicted model, not a curated record. NCBI's taxonomy places the organism in Eukaryota, Viridiplantae, Streptophyta, Magnoliopsida, Brassicales, Brassicaceae. Gene Ontology annotation, cellular component: cytosol. Gene Ontology annotation, molecular function: adenosylmethionine decarboxylase activity.